Plasmodium coatneyi is the source of this 1299-nucleotide messenger RNA. RefSeq lists its product as uncharacterized. The transcript is spliced from 3 exons. Gene Ontology annotation, molecular function: protein binding. The record is from RefSeq and is a predicted model, not a curated record. The coding region runs from base 1 to 1299 and encodes 432 amino acids. Lineage: Eukaryota; Apicomplexa; Aconoidasida; Haemosporida; Plasmodiidae.
AUGGAUGUUUUGAGCAAGGCUCUUCCGGAUUAUUGCUUAAACAAAACAGACUUUUUAAAAAACGAGAAGAACAAAAUUAUCGAAGAGGAUAACGAGAUGACAUUGAAUAAUGAGGAAAUUUUGCAUCCCACAAAUUUCUCUACCAACGGGACAAGCGACGGAUGUAGAGAAAACCCCCUCAGCACGAAUAGCACCCAAGUGGUAAGCAACAAUGGUGACACAAAUAGUGCAGACAGCGUCAAGGUAAACCCCGAGCAAACAACUCUGAAGGGAAAGAACAACCUCUACCUGAACGGGGCGAAUGCUAACGGAGGGAGCAGCCAAACAAAAGGCGAAGAGGAGGGAGAAGUGCACAUCGUGUACGCCUACGUGGUGAGUGACUCCAAAAAAACAAUCCUCUCCAACAGUGAACUCAUAUCCAUGCGCAUAUCCAUGCGCAUAUCCACACACACAUCCACACACACAUCCACACACACAUCCACGCACACAUCCACGCACAUACCCCCCGAUAAGGAUAAAAACUAUACAGUAAAAAUGAAAAUAAAAAAAUUGCCCUCUCAGCGAAAUGGCCAUUUUUUAUGUUUAACCAAAAAUGGGGAAAUCCUCUCCAUAGGGGGAAGUGAUGGCAAAAAAAAAUACGGAGUGGUUGAAAAAUUCUCUGCAGACAAACAGACAUGGAAACAAAUAAAUCUCAUGCAUUUUCCAAGAUCCAAUUUCUGUGGAAUAUGUACAGAAGAUGAUGACCUUUUCAUUUUAGGAGGGGAAGGCAAUCACCAUAUUUUAAACAGUGUAGAAUACUACGACAGCAAAAUAAAUUCGUGGAGGUCCCUCCCCCCUCUUAACUGUGUCAGACACUCUGCUAGUGCAAGCAUCUUUAAAAAUGUUAUUUUUGUGCUUGGGGGGAAGGACGGAAUUGGGGACUAUGGCAAGGUGCACAAAAGUAUGGAAAUGCUAAAUUUGAAGGACAAAAAUAUGAAGUGGAUUAUGGGUAAGCCUUUAAAGCAGGCGCGUCUCGGCCUUGCCACUGUGGUGUUUCAGGACAAGCUGUAUGCCAUAGGCGGAUCAACCGGCGUGAAGGACCUCAGCUCUGUCGAAAUAUAUGACUUCCAGACAGGCGAAUGGACGGGGGGACCUAGCUUAAACUUCUCCCGUUCGAACUUUGUCGUCUUUGUUUGGAACAACCAAUUGGUGGCAUACGGCGGCGUGAGCAAGCACCGGCGGGACCUUAUAAAGAGGGCCGAAAUACUAAACGAAGAAGGGACACGUUGGCUGCUGCUGAAUGAAGAUGGGUCACAAUAA